CUAAAAUAAUUAAUAUUAUAUUUUUUUAUGCUUUCACGCUUAAUUUUUCAUUAUCGCAAUUACUGUUCAGUGAAUCACGUCAAAUCCACAAAGGAGAAUAAUUGCAAAUUUAAAAUUUUAAUGGUGUAGAGUGCCGGUACAAAGUCACGACGAGCAAAUUACGAGCUCCUGGCACUGCGUUUCAUAGUGUCCUACACAAAUCAAAGGCGUUGUUAGAGUUUAAUUUAUUUUUAAUAGUUCUUCAAACAAAAAAAAUUUGUAUUCACCGUGUAAUUAUUUUUACUAGGAAAAUCUAUCUAAUUUCAACACUUUACUUCCUGGCAUAGGGCUUGUAAUUAUGAUUUGUCUCAGGAUCCGUAAAAUCUAAUGCCAGCACUGAUGGUGCCUUAUAUCCACGAUAUAAAACUAAGGGACACUGGAAGCCACUCAAUGAACAGAAUGGGUUUAAAAAGUGUACUUUUUAGGAAAAUCGAUUUUAUUUUGUUAGUUAUAUAUAGUUUUCUUAUAUGCAAAUCGACCGAAUCUGUAGUCUUUCAUAAAUUGGUUGAUACUUCUACAGAUUCUUACGAUGUUACAUUGGUAUGCAAAUUAAAAGAAAAUUGCACUUAUUUAAAUUCAUACGAUAAUAUAACUUCAAUUAUUUAUGAAGAAAAUUAUUUUUGCUGUAAUAAUGCAGAAAUACAUUCUCGAACUAAUGCCAUAAGCUUGCCAGUAUAUUUUAAUGGACGAGUUCUGAAAUCAGGAAAAAAAAGUCUUGAGUUUAUUGUCGAUUCUUUUUAUCCAAAUAGUAUAUAUUCAAAAAAUCAUGUGGAAUACGAUUCGAAAUACUACACCAUCUCAAAUAGUAUUAAUUAUGAUAAUUAUCACUAUGGACACAGAAAUAAAUUUAUACAGGGUAAUUCAUUAAUGUUUAAAAGCUAUGAAUAUGGAAAAUCAUUUAAAAUUGAUUGGAUUCAAGAUGAAACUGCGACAGGGUGUAUAUCAAUGACGUAUUUUAAAAUAAUGUCUGAAUAUCACUCAUCAGCAAUCUGGCUUUUAAGAAUAUAUCAGGAUGAUGAAUUAUUAGAAGAAUAUAAGCUACAAGACACAGAUAAUGAAUUUAAAACAUUGAUAAUGAAAUUUAAUAGAUCAUUUGAAAAAAAUAAAAAGUAUUAUUUAACUAUUAACAAAAAUAAUUACAAUGAUUAUUCAGUAUUUGUCCUAAAACGAAUAGCUCAAUGUACAGAUUCUGGUAAAGUAGAAGAUGUUUAUGAAAUAAAUAAUACAGAAAAUAUUAGCCUAACUCCUACAAUGUAUAUAUAUCCAAGUAAAACUCAGAUAAUGACUGCGAAUACCAAUUCAUCUAUAGAAUGCAGUAAAAAUAAAUAUGGAGCUGAUUGUUCUGCCAGGUGUUCACAAAAGAAGACUUUUUGUAAGAACAUGUUGUUUUGCACAUAUAGUAAUGGAUGUUCUUGUGCAGCUGGAUACACUGGACCUUUAUGCAAUAAAGAAUGUUCUAAAGGAACUUACGGUCGCAGAUGUCAAAAAAUAUGUUCCGAAAAUUGUAAAACUCACUGCGAUAAUAUCUUAGGAACUUGUAAAGGAGGAUGUAAAAAUAAUUUCAUUUUACCAUAUUGUAUUGAAAAAUAUCCAGUUCUAAUCGAACCACCUAAAUUGGAAUUUUCAGAUUUUCAUUCAAUAAAUUUAAUUUUAAAUUUAACAAAUGAAAAUAUAUUUGGAAGCAAAAGUAAUAUUCCGUCAUUUUAUCAGAUUGUAUACAAGCCAACUUCAAGUGAAUUAGAUUUUCAGUAUUUACCAAUAACAGAUAUAGAUGAAGAAGCUUUUUUUCUUAAAAACAAAAUAAGCAAUUUAGAAGCAGGAUCAAUGUAUACGGUUGGUGUAAUAUUGAUUACAAAAGACGGAAACUCAAAUAAAGAUGAUAUAAACACUGCUAACUAUUUCACACAAUGCUUUA
Messenger RNA from Daktulosphaira vitifoliae (grape phylloxera), 1954 nucleotides. RefSeq lists its product as uncharacterized. NCBI's taxonomy places the organism in Eukaryota, Metazoa, Arthropoda, Insecta, Hemiptera, Phylloxeridae. The record is from RefSeq and is a predicted model, not a curated record. The annotation marks the transcript as partial. The transcript is spliced from 13 exons.